Molecule: messenger RNA, 3179 nt
Organism: Alnus glutinosa
Lineage: Eukaryota; Viridiplantae; Streptophyta; Magnoliopsida; Fagales; Betulaceae
Product: nuclear pore complex protein NUP93A-like
Exons: 11
Coding region: 275-1423 (382 amino acids)
Biological process (GO): poly(A)+ mRNA export from nucleus; protein import into nucleus
Cellular component (GO): nuclear pore
Molecular function (GO): structural constituent of nuclear pore
Source: RefSeq, a predicted model, not a curated record
UUAUUCUUCUUCUUGUUUCCAAGUUAAUGAUUUGCAUCUAUUUCAGAGAAACUUAGAUCAGUUAGAAGCAUUAUCUAAGAAGCUCAAAGCAAAAACCCUGCGAGCUGAGGCUCCUUCUCAAUCUAUUGCUGCCACAAGGCUUCUUGCACUUGAGGGGAUAAAUGCAGAGCAACUCACACGGGAUCUAAAGUCUUUUGAAUUGAAGACAACAUUUGAGGAUGUUUUCCCUGCUGAGGCAACAAGUGUCGAAGACUAUUUGCAGCAGGUUCAUGAGAUGGCAAUGGUCUCGGCCAUCCAGGAAGCUCAGAAGGAUAAUCUCAGAAGCUUUAAUGAUUACAUGAUGGAAGUUUUGCAGGAGGAUUGGCAAAAGGAAAAACGCUAUUUUCUACAGAGUUUAAGCCGAAUUUCAACAUUACCCAGGACUAGUAUGAUUGAAACCCGCUCCGGGGGUUCUCAUCCUGGUCAAACAGUGUCCAUUGCAUCUAGCUCUCAAGUUUCACCUGGUCCAUGUAGCAUGGAUCCCGUACCUCUAGCUAACAAGCCUAUCCUCGAUAAAAAGGCAUCAGUCUAUGCUGAAGUUGUGAAGAAUCUGAAUAAUGCAAGAGAGCGUGGCUUACCAUUUAAGCCUGCUACAGCUUUCAAGGGUGCUCAUGAAAGUUUGGGCGUUGAGGGAUCUAGUGGAAAAUCUGUUAACAUGCAGAAGAUAUGGCACCUCAUUCAGAUUCUGAUGGGUGAGGAUUCAACUAUGCAACAUAAUGUUUCAAAGAAAAUGUCACUAAUCAUUGGUGCAAGGCACCAUCUGGAAUGGGGGCAUGAGAAAUAUUUCACGGAUACGAUACAAAGUCAUCCUGCACAGGCUGCUCUUGGUGGGGCUGUUGGAAAUUUGCAAAGAGUCCGUGCCUUUCUUCGGAUUCGUUUAAGGGAUUAUGGAGUUUUGGAUUUUGAUGCAGGUGAUGCUCGUAGACAACCUCCUGUUGAUACCACCUGGCAGCAGCUGGCAGAGUGGAUCAAUAUUGGAGGAAUGGUGCCAGCUGAGACUGCAGCGGCUGCAUCAGAAGAGUGUGAGAAAAUGUUAAGAAUGGGUGAUCGGGUGGGACGAGCUGCAUAUGACAAGAAAAAGUUGUUGUUGUAUGCUAUCAUAUCCGGUUCUCGCAGGCAAAUUGACCACCUGCUCAGAGAUCUACCAAAUCUGUUCAAUACUAUAGAGGAUUUCUUAUGGUUCAAACUGUCUGCAGUACGAGACUACCCAAGUGGAGUCUCAUCUGUUAUUCUGAAUGAGGGAUUGGUACCAUAUAGUUUAGAUGAUUUGCAGGUCUACCUGAACAAAUUUGAUCCAUCAUAUUACACCAAAAAUGGAAAGGACCCUCUGUCCUCAAGAGAGAGAGCAUGUAUUGGAGCAACAAAUUAUAUUAAGACAACUUGAGGCAAUAUUGUCAAUCCACAAGUUGGCAAGAAUGGGCCAUCAUCUAGAUGCUUUAAGGGAGGUUGCCAAACUUCCAUUUCUCCCAUUAGAUCCACGAGCGUCGGAUAUUACUGUUGAUGUGUUCCAGAAUUUAUCUCCUCAUGUUCAAGCUUGUGUUCCAGACCUUCUGAAGGUUGCUCUCACUUGCCUGGACAAUGUGACAGAUUCUGAUGGAUCACUUCGUGCCUUGAGGGCUAAGAUAUGUUGAAAUAAGUGAAUAAAAUUCUUCCGCUAUCUUUCCAAUUAUUCUUUCAUCGGUGCUCUUUGCAACUAUUGUUUUGCUUAUAGCCACUUGAUAGCUUAAAACUUGUACUUUGAAGGGCACUUAUUUUGUUUUAUUUUAGAGCAAUGCUAUGUACCACACUCUUAUCUCACUAGGCUGAUGUGACAAUGUCCAUCAGCCCUUGGAUACACCUUUGUUAAAAAAAAAAAAAAAAAAAAUUCAAAGGCAAAUGGGCAUUGCCACAUCAAGCCAAUGGGAUGGAAGUGGGAUGUAGGUGUAGUAUUUAGCAUUACUCUUUGUUUUAUAUUGUCAAAAUAUAAUUCAAGGAUGCUCAUAAAAGUGAGUUAUGUUUAUGUGCUGAUGUAUCAUGGAACUCCAUUAUUCUUUCAAGCAGAGUUAAAGGUGGUUAGCUAGUGUAUCUAACUUGUAAAAUUUAUGAUUGGAUUCGUCGGCAUGGGCUUGCUCCAUUCAUGUUAAAAAAGAGUUUAUUUUCUCAUUCAAUGUUUGAGAGUUGCAUUCUCUUGAAUUUAUCUUCUUUGGGGUUAAACAGGGCAUGCCUAGAAUGGUGGAAGACACAUUGGCUGGUCGGACAGAGCAUUUUGGGAAGGAUAGCAGUAGUGAAAUUUGGAAUGUUGUGCUUUACAUCGUAUAUUUGUGUAUGGAGGGUUUGUUUACCCAAUUUGUUAAGAGUUUGUGGAGCUUAUGGACUUCAGGAAUUAGUUUUUAUUUUCUUUCUUAUAGGGUGCUUUCUCUUGAGUGCAUCAUAUGUACCAAGGUUGCGCUCCUUGUGCUUUUUAAUUGAGAUUUUACUUACCUAAAAAAAAGUUGUAUAUGAUAAUAUUUGAAAUUGCCAACUUCAUAUUACUUGAGAGAGAGAGAGAGAGAGAGGGCCUACUAGGAGGAUGUAGCAAUGGUUUUUGGAUUCCAAAGUAAUUAUUGAGGUAUACCCGAGUAUCAUCUGGUUUUUGGUAUGUGCUGUUCUUGUUUAAUGAUGGUUGGAUAUUUUUGUGUUUGCAGAUUGCAAGCUUUCUUGCUAAUAAUUUGAAUAGGAAUUGGCCCCGUGAUUUGUAUGAAAAGGUUGCUCGGAGCUUGUGAAGCUUACAAAGCAUGGCAGAUUGAGAGUAUACAACUCUGACAGGAGGAUAUUGGGUUGAGGUAUCAAAUAUUUUAGCCUUUUCUGUAAAAAAAAAAUCCAUCAACAUAGGCAAUCUUACUAUAAUAACCAAAAGUGUUGUGAGAUGCUAGUAUAAAAAUCCAUCAACACUUGCUUUUUACUAACUAGAACUUGUGUACAAUCUGCUCAUUUCCAUUUUCUUUAUUAGGUCAUAUCAUACUUGUAUAAGAGAGAAGGAGAAAGAUGAAAAUAGUGCAUUGUUAUACUGACUUUCAUUUGUUUCAUGAGUGACCCUAGUUGUUUUUAUGAUUUGAUAUUUCCCGGAGUGAGUUAAGGGAUGCCGACCGUGGUAUUUUAUAAAUGAAAAACACCUAAAUAUU